AUGGCUCGCUCCUCGAGUGUCCUUGCAGGCGGCCUGCUGGGUGCUGCCUCCCUGGGAGGCCUGGCCUUCCUGGACAAGCGCGUCUUCAUCCGUGUUGACUUCAACGUGCCGCAAGACAAGAAGGACCCGAACAUCAUUACCAACACGGCCCGAAUCGAUGCGGCCCUGCCCACCAUCAAGUAUGCCCUCGACAACGGUGCCAAGUCCGUGGUGCUGUGCUCGCACUUGGGUCGCCCCAACGGGCAGAAGGACGAGAAGUUCUCCAUGAAGCCGGUGGCCAAGGUGGUCGAGGAGAAGUUGGGACGGCCUGUGAAGCUGAUGAAUGAUGUAGUCGGCGAGGAGGUCGAGGCUGCGUGCGCCGACCCGGAGCCGGGCACCGUGAUCCUGCUGGAGAAUUCCCGGUACUAUGUCGAGGAGGAAGGCAAGGGCAAGGAUGCUGAUGGCAACAAG
Messenger RNA from Symbiodinium necroappetens, 450 nucleotides. NCBI's taxonomy places the organism in Eukaryota, Dinophyceae, Suessiales, Symbiodiniaceae. The record is from the annotation of a GenBank genome assembly.